Cadophora gregata is the source of this 1562-nucleotide messenger RNA. RefSeq lists its product as uncharacterized. The coding region runs from base 1036 to 1245 and encodes 69 amino acids. The transcript has a single exon. The record is from RefSeq and is a predicted model, not a curated record. Lineage: Eukaryota; Fungi; Ascomycota; Leotiomycetes; Helotiales; Ploettnerulaceae.
UGGUAGUGGUAGUGGUAGUGGUAGCGAGCGUGAGAGGUAGCACUUCUUCUUCCAAGUGGCACGGGAGAAGAGGGAGGAGUAGUGGAGGAGGCUGAUGUUAUAUGAGUGAGUCUGAGGGUGGAUGCGAGUAUGCAGUAGUGGUGAUCGAAUGACGGCGGAUUCCACUAUGGACUUUGGGGGACCAGGACAUGGGGGUCCAUCACAUAUAAAAUAAAAAUGGAGGGAGAGGACGAUCGAUGUGGAACUACGCAAGUGGCGGGUGGGUGUGCGAGUGGUGGGAAAGAAGAGAAGAGAAAAGCAGCAGCAGCGGAGUAGUGGAGUGGUGCUGAGGAUCGAGGAGAGUGAGUGAGUGAGGUGAGGUGAGGUGCGGUACCCAGGUCUAAGUUACUACUCGGGGCAAAAGGCGCACGGCUGCUGGGAACUGGGACUGGGACUGGGACAGGGACUGGGAGUUUGGCGUCUGGCGAAGGCUAGAUACUCCGUACAGUAGGGUACCUAGGUGAGGUAGGUUAGGUUGGGUUGCUGGGAAGAGAGGUGGAGCAGACUUUCACACUCGGGGGCACUGUUUUUGUGAUAUCGGCCAGGGGUGCUUGUCGGGGCGGGGGGGGGGGGGGGUACUGGUAGUGGAUGCAGAGGGAAAAUAACGAAGGGAAGUAAAGCCGUCCGUCGGAGCAGGAUAUGGACGGACGAGGGGUAAGCGUGAGCGUGUUUAGCUGGCUGGAUAGAUAGACCUGACCUGAUGUGAAGUAACGAGAAAAGAGCAGCGAAGAUGAAGAGGAAGAGGCAGAGGCAGACGCAGAGGCAGACGCAGAGACCAGGGUCGAGAGGACCGACGGUGGUCGACAGAUCGAGCGACGGUGCGAGACUGCAACAGCAACUGAAGCGAAAGCACUGAAGGCACGCUUACGCUAGGCCAGGGUGUCUUCGGGGCAGCUAGAGCUAGGCUAGAGGGGGCUACAGGCCACAGGUACGGUGGGACCCGCGAAUAGGCAGGCAGGUCUGCGACUGGACAGCUGGACAGCUGGACAGGCUCUGAUGCUUGGGUGGGUUGGUGCUGGUGCUGGUACUGGUACUGGUGCUGGCGAUAUGAGAUGGGAUGGGAUGGGAUGGGAUGGGAUGGGAUGGGAUGGGAGGAAGGGGAGGGAUGAGAUGAGGGACAAGGCCGGGGGCCUGGAGCUGGAGCUGGAGCUGGAGCUGGAGCUGGAGCUGGAGCUGGAGCUGGAGCUGGACCGCGGCUGCAGGUAAAAGCAGCGUCGCCGGCUUGGACGUGCUGGUGCUGGUGCUGGUGCUGGUGCUUGCGUGACGACUGAGCCACAGUACACUCCCUACCUACUUCUACUCUCGCUACUCCACUGUUGCCCAUGCCCGUAUGCCCAUGCCCAAGCUCAUGGAGGAAAUGAUUUUCGAUCGCUGUGGCGAAAAGCCCAUGCCUAUUGCGUCGCUCUGCCAAGCACCCUCAGGACAGGCUCGACACGACAGGGGCCUGGGGAAAGACGGAAGCGAACCUUUGGAGGUGGCUGUUGGUGCUGGGCUUAGCUGGGCAGCUGGGCUGGGGUGGGGUG